Piliocolobus tephrosceles (Ugandan red Colobus) is the source of this 4410-nucleotide messenger RNA. It is a transcript of the gene PIGV, whose product is annotated as phosphatidylinositol glycan anchor biosynthesis class V. The record is from RefSeq and is a predicted model, not a curated record. Gene Ontology annotation, cellular component: endoplasmic reticulum membrane; mannosyltransferase complex. The transcript is spliced from 5 exons. Gene Ontology annotation, molecular function: alpha-1,6-mannosyltransferase activity; GPI mannosyltransferase activity. Gene Ontology annotation, biological process: GPI anchor biosynthetic process. The coding region runs from base 2387 to 3868 and encodes 493 amino acids. Lineage: Eukaryota; Metazoa; Chordata; Mammalia; Primates; Cercopithecidae.
GGCAACAGAGCGAGACUCCGUCUCAAAAAAAAAAAAACAGACUGAUGGGAUAGUAUAGGGAAAGCCUCUCUGAGGAGGUGACAUCUCUUCUGAGACCCAAACAUAAUGGACUGGCCAAAGGGUGGUCUGAAAGUAGAGUGCUUCAAGCAGGGAAAAUAGCAAGAGCAGAGUGAGGCAAGUUCAAAGAACAGAAAUGAUGUAACCCUCUUAAAUCCUAAGCUCCUAGAAUAGUAAUGCAUUGCUUGCAUUGUUCAGGUUAGGGAUUUGCAUGUGAUAUUGUUUCUUGGUGAUGUGGGAUAUGUGCUUCUUAAUGGAAAUAAUCUGGGAAGUGUGGAGUCUUUCUGGAGCCUGGGAUAUGGCUCUGUCUCACUUGCUUUCCACAGUUCUGGUAGCUCAGCUGGCUCCCUGGGUAGAUGCAGGCUCCAUCUUAGCUGCAGACUCUACAAGAACACCGAGAGGCUGCCUCCGUCACUACUCAAAGCCUUGGAGCCCUAGAAACCCCUCCUAUCCCACCUAGCCUUCUUCCAAUCUGAUACCAGGGAGUCAGGGCUUUGAGAGCACAAGAUUCAGCUUCCUUGUUUUCCUGUCAGAGCAGAAGUCAGAAAAUGAAACAGGAAACAGAGCGGAAGAGGAGGGGGUUGGGUAGCAGAGAAGGAAAGGAGAAAUUGCAGGAAAGUACAGCUGAAAAUCUGGAUAAAGUUCUACCUCUGAAGAGUGACAGCUGAGCUUUUAAAAAACAUUCUGACUUGUCUUGAGAGACCCCUGGCCUUUUUACAAAUAGAUUUUUGAGAGAAUUUGGUGUGGACAGAGGGAACCCUGAGAAUGCACCUCUCUUUCCCCUUGUGAAUUUACACAGCAAGGACAGUUCAUGUCUCAGUUUUGUCUUUGCAAAGAGAGUGCUGCUUGGAGCCUCAUGGUGGACUUCUAGAGAUUCAAGUCACAGCCUUAGGCUCCAGUCACAAGUGUGCCCCCAGGCUUUGCCAUGUCACUCACUGGAGCUGAGAACAAGUGCGUGGCACUGAAAAACCUGGGGGAAGGGCCAUGAAACUCCAUUUUUUCCCCCUUCUCCAACACACAACGACUAAAUGUGAUUUGCAUUUUCUCCACCUUGCACACAACAAAUAUCUGAAGGCAAUUUAGGUCUCAAGGCCUGAAAUGAGUUAUAAAGAGUCAAGAGAUACAGUCCCAGGCCCCCACAGACUGAUGUGGGCUGGUCUUCGCCUGGAGAGGUAGCAACCAUCUCUUUGUUCCCACCCACAUGAGGAGCUGUUGCAGAAGAUAAACCCCUCCCUGAGCCAGGCUGUGGCCAGAGGCUAACCCGGCCCCUGGCUUCGUUUGGAGAGCAGAUAACUGAAACCACAGAAGGCUUUGGAAUCCUGAGAAACAAGAAAUCCACCAACGGAGAAGGAUUUAUUAUCUGUUUCCUUUAAGGAGGGUGCAAAGUUGUUCUAACAGUUUCCGUUACAAGGGUACAAACAGGCCGCUCCCCCCAGUAGACGGUUUUGACUUCGCCUCUUCUUUUUUUUGGCCCCACUUCCUAUGAGAGAAACUGCUUGGGUGCGGGAGGUGAAAGGAGUCCUGGCCUGGGGGGUGUUCUCUGAGGUUUUCCUCGCCAUCCUCAUUAGCCACCUGAGGUGGGGCUGAGGACUGAAGUAGGACAGAAGGUCUCUGGUAGCUAAAGGAGGGGAAAAUCAGGGGGAUCCCCCACUUUCUUCACACCCAAAACGCAAGGUGCCACUGCCGGCCACAGAAACCCCAAGAAUGCUUUUCUUUGGCUAUUCAGAGGACAUCCCUUGUGUGCCAGGCCCUGUGCUGAGCUGUUGUUGCCUGACAGCAGGAAGAGCGCGGCUCUGGCUUCUAUGAAGAGGCUGCGGGUCAGCCCCCGACAACAAGAGCCUCGGCCCACAUCGGGAACUCAGUGAACGUCAGCGGGAAGGAACUGGGGCAAGAGCACUGACUGUGAGACAGCAGCCUCGGCUCACUAUUUGAAGGCGGGGUGGCGGGGGGCCUUGAAGAAGAGAGAAGUGCAAGAAAACUCUUCAGGAGUCACCAAGGUGGGAAGGUGCUACAAGGCGAAGCGCCGAGCGGCAGCCCCCACCCCGCUCGCCCGGAGUCAACAUGGCCGCCGCGGGGGGAGGCGGGGCUGCUCCAAGUCCGGGCAGGAGCGGGGCGGGGAAGCCGUCGGCGGAGCCAACGCGCAGGCGCGGGCCGCGUGGGCCCCGGAUGGAGAAGCUGAGCAAAGUGUGGACUAUACACAUCUGUAGUCGCUGAGGCUAGAGCUUGAUUCGAGAGAGGAAAGGAAGAAUGCAAGCAUGGUCAAGUGGCAGAGAGGCCUGAGAGAGCUUAAUCCUGGUAGCAACACCCCUGAAUUCCUGGUGGUGAGAGGAUGUGGCCCCAGGACCCAUCCCAGAAGGAGGUGCUGAGGUUUGCAGUCAGCUGCCGUAUCCUGACUCUGAUGCUGCAGGCCCUCUUCAAUGCCAUCAUCCCAGAUCACCACGCAGAAGCCUUCUCUCCUCCUCGCCUGGCCCCCUCAGGCUUUGUGGACCAACUUGUGGACGGUCUUCUGGGUGGCCUGUCUCGCUGGGAUGCUGAACACUUCUUGUUCAUUGCUGAGCAUGGCUACCUGUAUGAGCACAACUUCGCCUUCUUUCCUGGUUUCCCCUUGGCCCUGAUGGUGGGGACCGAACUGUUGCGACCCUUACGGGGGUUACUGAGUCUGCGCAGUUGCCUGCUGAUUUCAGUAGCAUCACUCAAUUUCUUGUUCUUCAUAUUGGCUGCAGUUGCACUUCAUGACCUGGGUUGUCUGGUUUUGCACUGUCCCCGCCAGGCCUUUUAUGCAGCUCUGCUCUUCUGUCUCAGCCCUGCCAAUGUCUUCCUGGCAGCUGGUUACUCAGAAGCUUUGUUUGCCCUCCUGACAUUCAGUGCCAUGGGGCAGCUGGAGAGGGGCCGAGUCUGGACUAGUGGACUCCUCUUUGCCAUUGCCACUGGGGUACGCUCCAACGGGCUGGUCAGUGUUGGCUUCCUCAUGCAUUCUCAGUGCCAAGGCUUUUUCUCUUCUCUUACGAUGCUGAAUCCCCUGAGACAGCUCUUUAAGCUGAUGGCCUCUCUGUUUCUGUCGGUGUUCACACUUGGCCUUCCCUUUGCCCUCUUUCAGUAUUAUGCCUACACCCAAUUCUGUCUGCCAGGCUCAGCCCGCCCCAUUCCUGAGCCCUUGGUACAGUUAGCUGUAGACAAGGGCUACCGGAUUGCAGAGGGAAAUGAACCGCCUUGGUGCUUCUGGGAUGUUCCACUAAUAUACAGCUAUAUCCAGGAUGUCUACUGGAAUGUUGGCUUUUUGAAAUACUACGAGCUCAGGCAGGUGCCCAAUUUUCUACUGGCUGCACCAGUGGCUAUACUGGUUGUCUGGGCAACUUGGACAUACGUGACCACCCACCCUUGGCUCUGCCUUACACUUGGGCUGCAAAGGAGCAAGAACAAUAAGACCCUAGAGAACCCCGAUCUUGGAUUCCUCAGUCCCCAGGUGUUUGUGUACCUCGUCCACGCUGCAGUGCUGCUGCUGUUUGGAGGUCUGUGCAUGCAUGUUCAGGUUCUCACCAGGUUUUUGGGCUCCUCCACGCCUAUUGUGUACUGGUUUCCAGCUCACUUGCUUCAGGAUCAAGAACCGCUGUUGAGAUCCUUAAAGACUGUGCCUUGGAAGCCUCUUGCAGAGGACUCCCCACCAGGACAGAAGGUCCCCAGAAAUCCUAUCAUGGGACUUUUGUAUCGCUGGAAAACCUGUUCUCCAGUCACACGAUGCAUUCUAGGCUACUUCCUGACUUACUGGCUCCUGGGACUACUCCUACAUUGCAACUUCCUGCCUUGGACAUGACCUGGACUCUCCAGGGACAGGCUGGAAGCCGACUUAACCCAGGGGUCUGAAAGUAAAAAUACACAUUGGAACUGCCUGUGCUGCCCUGGGAUCAUUACUGUGUCCAUUAUAAUCUUUCUCUUUCUCCUUGAAAGUUGGUCAGGAAUGGGAGAAGUGUCAGCUUCUGGUCCUGGCGAGGGCAAAUUUUAGAUAACUAUUUUCUCUGUAAGUGAAGAUUGUCUUAUUCCAGGUUUAAAGUACACCUGGAUCUAUCUAGUCAAUUAACAUAGCAGAGGCAGUCUUAAACCUACCAUUGACCUGUGUGUAAAUUUAAAUGUCAAUUUAUUGAAGUGUAAAUUUCAUCAAAGGCAUUAGCUGACAGGCUGGUAACAGUCCACACAAGAUGGUACAGGCCUGAACAGAGUAGUGGGAGUAGUAAAGUGGGACCAUUUUUUCCAAAUGGGGCAUUGUUUCUGAUGAAUUUUUUUAUGAUUUGUGCAUUUAUUUUUAUUUAUAUGAAAAAAAAUCUUACAAAGAUAUGCAAAUUAAACUUCUUUCAGUAA